This is a messenger RNA of Solanum tuberosum (potato), 3491 nucleotides long. RefSeq names its product putative inactive disease susceptibility protein LOV1. Gene Ontology annotation, biological process: defense response to other organism. Gene Ontology annotation, molecular function: ADP binding. The record is from RefSeq and is a predicted model, not a curated record. The transcript has 3 exons. Bases 16 to 2967 code for a protein of 983 amino acids. NCBI's taxonomy places the organism in Eukaryota, Viridiplantae, Streptophyta, Magnoliopsida, Solanales, Solanaceae.
UUUAAAGUAAAAAAGAUGGCAGCUCAAGCAGUGAGCAACUUUCUACGAAAACUAAAAGCAUUUCCUAUGUAUAAAGUUGAUACUCGUAUAUCUGAAGAGCUUCGCGAUAUUGAGAAAGUAUUCAGUCUUUUGCUGCCUCAUGUACAGAAUGCUGAAUGGGAUGAAUUGAUUAAUCGUGAAAAGGAACAAGAGGGAAGAAAAUCAAAUGAUCGCGUUGAUAUAAGUGAAUUGAAUACCUGGCAUUGGUCAGUUGCAGUUUGUGCAGCUGAGGUUGAACAAAUAUUUAUCAUGUAUAACUUCCACAUGUAUAACUUGUUCAAUACUCCAACAUUCUACAUGAAGUUCUUGUAUUCGUGUCAUUUCAAGACGGAUUCAAAUAACGUGGCUGAUAAAAUAAGGAAUUGUUUGUCAAUUCUCUCUAGGUCCAUCAGAGCCUCACCAAUGAUUCAGGCCAUCUUCACUCUUGAUCAGACUUCUGUUGAGGAUUGUGUACUGUUGCUAAGUAAGGUAUCGGAAGUGCUUACCAGCCCCGAGAUGACAGAGUUGUUGCUGAAUCUGGAAAGGACAGUAUACCGUCAGCAUCAGCAAUGGUCACUUGGUAACUUACUUUCAAACAAUGGUUCAACAACUAGCCAAAUUCGAAUGAAUUUUGAAUCAGCACACAUGGAAGGCCAGGUGAAGGAUGCCAUAUUUCUUGAAUCAGCACACAUGAUAGAUCAGGCGAAGGAGGUGAAACUUUUUGGAGGAUGGUCAUAUGCAAAGGGGGAAGAAUUCCUUGCAAUUAACAGAUCCCAUCAGCAUCAGCUAGUUGCAGACAUGGUAGGCCGGGAGGAGGAGGUGAAACUUCUUGAAGGAUGGUUAUUGGCAAAGGAGGAAGAAUGUCCCGACAUUAUCACCAUAUCCGGGGAGGCAGGAAUUGGCAAAACAACUGUUGCAGAAGCUGUAUAUGAGCAAGGCCAAAAAGAUUUUGACUGUCAUGCUUGGGUCUUCGUGUCUAAAAAUGAUUCAACUAGGCGCGUCAUGCAAAACAUAUUGAAAGGAAUCCUGAAAAGCAUUUCAGUCAUGGCUCCAUACAAUAUAGACACAAUGGGAGAAAAGCCCUUGAAGAAGUUGAUCAACAGUUGGUUGAUUGGAAAGAAGUUCCUGCUGAUCUUGGACGAUAUUCCAUCAUGGGAAAUCGUUGAAGUUGUAACUAAUGUUAUGCCUAGAGGCCGAGAAAAAACAAGGAUACUUGUUACUUCUCGGGUAUCAAACGAGCUCAAUGAAUACAAGUUAUGCAAACUAAAGUCAGUUGAUUCAUACCACUUGCUCCACAAGCAUGCCUGCACCUCUGAGCGUGGCGAUGAAUUCUUUUCAUCUGUAGAUUCAGUAGCUAAGGAUAUUGUAAGACUAAGUUGUGGUCUCCCUCUUGCUAUUGUAACAGUUGGAAGGAUGCUCUCAACAAAGCACACGGCUGAAGAUUGGAUCAAAGUCCAUCAAAUGUUUUUGAGAGGGGCUUGCUUCAUGUCAUUAUGUUAUGCUGAUUUGAGCCCAGAACUCCAAAGCUGCUUCUUAUAUGCUGCCUCGUUCCCUUGUCAUUUUGAGAUCUCAUGUAAAAAGAUGAAGCGUCUGUGGAUAGCCGAGGACUUCGUGCAGCAUGAAGACAACAGAACUUUGGAGGAAUCAGCACAGGAUCAACUAGAUGAGCUCAUCCACAGGAACAUGAUUCAGGUAGUCAAGAGAAACAUAGAUGGAAGGGUCAAAACUUGUCGAAUCCUCAGAAGGAUGCGAAAAUUUGCUUUGAGACGAUCGGAAGGAGAUCAUUUUACUGUCAUCCUUCCAAGCUUAAAGCGUGCGUUCCCUGAGAGAUGUCAUCGUGCAUUUCUAUAUGGUGCCAGCUAUGAUGGUACUUCAACGAGUAAGUUCUCUCGAAAAGAUUUUAGCGGGCUGUACUCUUUUCUUGCACUUGAACUAAAUCAGCACCAAGCACCCCUUAAUUUAAAUGACUUCAGAUUGUUAUGUGUCUUGGAACUUCAAGGUUUUUGUCAUGAAUCAUUGCCUGAUGCCAUAGGAGAUCUAUCUUUACUGCGGUAUUUAGGAUUGAGGAGUGGUAAGAUUAAGAAACUACCAGUGUCUCUCAAGAAGUUACAGAGAUUACAAACUUUGGACAUUAGGGACACAGUUAUAAGGGACUUGCCUGAUGAUUUAGAAGGCUGGCAGAAGCUGAGACAUCUUCUUCUUGAAAGAUCAUUUACCGACAAGGUAGUGAAUCUUAGGGAUGGGAUUAUUGAAGCCUUUAUAGAUCUGCAAACGCUUGCUGGACUCAAAAUGACAGAAGCUAUAGCAAAAGGGCUAAUUAAUUUAAGAGGGAUAAGAAAAUUAUCGAUUGGUGCAGUACAAGGUUUACAUUUGCUUCCCUUGUUUAAGGCUGUCGAAAGGAUGGAAUUCCUCAGAUCCUUUACCAUGAAAGGUUCUUUUGAGGAUGAAAGUUACAAGUUUCCAUUCCCUCAACUGUACAGCCUGGAAAAGCUUUGUAUUGGUGGUCCUAUGAUGAAUAAUUUACUUGAUUGGGUUGGUAAGUUACACUAUGUUAAGAGUUUAUAUUUAUGGGACAGUAAGCUUACUAAAGAUCCUCUAAGGUCUCUCCAACAUCUGUCUAAUCUUAUGGUGCUAUCACUUUGCAAUUCAUAUGAUGGGAAAAACAUUGAGUUUGGACAUGAAGGCUUCCCCAAACUGAAGAAAUUAUCCAUUCUACAUUGUCAAAAUCUUAAAAGUUGGGAAGAGAUACCACAUGGCGCAAUGACAAAGCUUGAGACAUUGAAUUUUGGAUAUUGCCCUUCUCUUGUUGAGCUUCCAAAAGGGUUGGAUAAGCUAAAUUCUCUUUGUUCCAUAGAAGUCUCAAACAUGUCAUCUCAGUUCAUGCAAUAUGUUCAUGAAUUACAAUCAAUUUCCAGACUUUCAAUAUCUAUUCGAGGUACAGUACAAUAAAAUCCAAAGAGUAACAUGAAAACAGCACAAUGAAGCAAAGCAACCAGCUGAUCUGAACUUGUAUCAUUCCAUGUGCUUGAAAACUAUGAGUAUCAAAUGAAAGGAAAGCACAACAGGAAAUCGUCAAGAAGAUAUUAAGGACGGACAACUCCUAAAAUAUCAAAGCUGCAGCACUGAUUUGGAUAGAAGAUAUCAAAGUCAAUAAAAGACUUUGCCUUAUUCUUGGAAACAAGGAUCAAAUCUCUCGGGUUUCCUCAACACUAUAUAAAGACUGAAGAUAUAUACAUCUUGACUGAACCUUCCUACAAUCUGUGCUCUACUUGUAUUAAGCAUUGUUGUUCUGAGUGAAUUACUGUGUAAUCAAAAAGAGAAGAGAGAAACUUAGUUUGGUGAGGCGUUGUAUCAAAAAGAAGAAUAAGAAAAUAAUUGAGUGUAGACUAAGGUUCUAUUUGUGUAAGAUUACAAACCACCCUUGCAACCCAAGGGGACAGUAUAAAAUACACUUUCAAUAAAUACUCCUUUGG